Molecule: messenger RNA, 2312 nt
Organism: Vitrella brassicaformis
Lineage: Eukaryota; Vitrellaceae
Source: the annotation of a GenBank genome assembly
CUCGGGCUGCUGAAAUCGCUCUUCCCCGUGCUGCCGCCAGUGCUGCUUCCCCCUGACCCUUCCUGACAUGGCUGAGGGCAAGAUCUUCCAUGAGGCGUCCGCAGCGCUCGACGCGUGUCGAGCGGGCAUAGAUGAGGUGGACAACGAGGUGCGGCGGACGAAGGCGGGCGUCAUAGACCUGGUCCAAAGCAGAGGGGGACGGUGGGCGGCUGACAGUGCGGAUGACUGUGGUGGAGGUGAGAAUGUGCACAUCAACGCUGGCGGAGAGGCCUUCACUGUCCCGCGACGCUUCUUCCGUUCGCUCGAGGGCACGCUGGUUGCAGAGACCUUCUCAAGUAUGUGAGGCAGUGAGACGGUGAAGCAAAUCUAUGUGCUCAUCUCAUCUCAUGACGUGGGUGUGACUUGCGUGUUCGAUGGACAGGUCGCUGGCAUGACGGUCUUCUCCGCGACAGCGAGGGUCGGGUCUUCCUGGAUCUCCACCCACCAGCAUUUGAGAGCUUCGUCAACGAGCUCGUCAGACACCACUGGCACCACGAGCUUCACAAGACGGCCACCACAUCUGAACGGCUGGACGUGCCGAGAGAGCUCGAGGAUGAUCCUUCAGUGGUGUUUGUCUUCAAGCUGCUGAUGCAGCCGAUGGCGCUCGACACGCCUGUGAGGGAUGACGAUGCGGCCAUGGUCGUCAUGGAUGUGGCGGAGGAGAGCGAAUCGGCGGCGCAUGAGAGGGCUCAUAGUGCGCUAAGCGAUGCACUGAAGAGGCUGGAAGGCUACAAGCGGCGCCUUGAGGGGCUCAGUGGGCGGCUGCAACAUCUACGAGAGGCCACGAAGCGGCGAGUGGCACUCAUGUCGCCAUUCCUGCAGCGCAAGGACGACGGCCAAGGUGCCCAAUGAGAGAUAGACAUGCCGUCAGCUUCGCAUGGGCAAGUGUGCACGUCCGUGUUGUGUGUGCGUGUCACUGUUCGUCGACCUUCAGAUGAGGAGAUAGUGUCUGUGACAGUCCUGGGCCGCCGCGUGUCCACCCGCCUGUCGACCCUCAUGGCGAUGGGCGAGCACUCCACGAUCUAUAAUCGCUUCCGCCGCUGGAGCGACGCGGAUAUCAUCUCGGCCACACCCAUCGACUCUCUGCGCCUCAUCGUGGACCUCUGCCGCCGCUUUGCCCUGACAGCCGAGCUUCCCGGCCAAGCAGCACUGCCUGGCGGGUCGCUCGAGAGCGGCCCGAUGUGGCGCACGCUCGACGACAAGAGGCAGGAGCUGUUUCUCGACAUGCUGGCCAUGUACAACCUGAGGCGGGAGGACUUCUGCAGGGGGCCGGAGGGCAGCACUCUGAUGUGCGGCGGGGAGAUGAUUGGACCGCUGGCCAAGUGGAUGCGGAGUGGAGAGAGGAUGCACCACAUGCAACUGCUCUACAAGUGAGACCAAACAAGGAAAAGAGAAAGAUCACUUCUCUCUCGUUUCCUGCUUCUUUAUUCAGGGCGUCUCGUGAUGGCUUCGAGUACAUUCGGCUCGCUGAGAAGCUGUCUGAUCCGCACCGCGCGCUUCUCAUCCUGGUCCGCUCAAGCCCCGGCCGCGAGCUGCUGGCCAUCCAUCUGGACGGACCUGUGAGGCUCCCACGCACACCCCUCACCGGUGCUUCAAUCACCUAUGUGCCCAUCGCCUUUAUCAAGCUCAGAGGCACACACGAGAGGCCAUGGACAGGUGAGUUGAUGAAUGAAUGGGUGGGUAUCCUAUUCUCCCAAAUGCAUGCCUUUCGUCUGUGUAUGUGAUUCACUCAGGUCGGAUUGCCCUCGACGGCGCCAAGGCUUCCGGCAACUUCGAGGGCUUGAUGGCCAUCACCAGCAGUGGUGGGUUGUGGUUCAAGGCCAACGGAGAGGUGUGGAUCGGCACCGAGGGUGGGAACGACCUCACGCAGUGCCGUGCCAAGAUGCGCCGCCGCACCGAGGCCCACGACACGAGCGACGACACGACGAGUCAGCCGAGGUGGCUGGUGGGCGAGGCUGACGAGUUUGUGAUCGAUGAGAUUGAGAUCUGCAGCCUGACGGCCAGGGCGUGGGAAGUGAAGGACAGCGAGGGGCGGGAUGGACCCGGGAGCAGGGCGUAGGUGUAGACAGACGUCUUGGCUCGUGUGUGGUGCAAUGUGUGGCAAUGACGUGCAUGCUUCUUUAUCAGAGUGUGGUUUGUGCUACGUCUUGUUCCAUCUCUGUUCUGAAGCCGACGUGGGUGUGGUUGGCAGGCAGCGAGUCAGUUUUUGUCAAAGAGAGUUUGUGUGUGUGGAUGUGUCGGUCACUUUCGGCUCGCAGCUCUGUCUGGCUGGG